CAAAAUGGCGUCGAUUGGACGACCAACUGGUCGUUUUCAGGAUGUCGAACUGGAAAAAAAUAUAUUGUUGGCUCUUAAUGAGCAGAGGAACUCAUCUAGAUUUUGCGAUGUGGUCCUCAGAGUUUCUGGUGAACAAAUAUAUGCACAUUCCAACGUAUUGGCUGCUGCUAGUCCGUAUUUUGGAUCAUUUCUUGGUCAAGGUGAAGACAUUCCUCGGGCAUUUUCACAGAAGAAUCCACAAAUAAUUGAAAUUCUGAUAGAUGGCAGUGGGGAUGAGCAUACUUACGGAGAGGCUGUUGGACGAGUAGUUGAUUUUAUGUACACAAGUACGAUUGAACUUACUGCACAAAUUCUGACCCAAGUUUUAGAAAUUGCUAAAAUAAUGCAAAUGAAAAAAAUAAUAAAUUUUUGUGAACGCUUUGAUGAUGGGGAAAUGGGAAAUUACAAUGUACCUGUUACGAAAAAUGAUAUAGCAACAAUGACAGACUAUAUCCAUAAUUUUAAAUACCAAAGUUCUAAAUGGCAAAAAGGAAGCUUGGAUGCUGAGUUUUCAGACAAGCCAAAACCUGUAAGAAAGCGUGGACGCCCACGGAAGAAACCAGCCGAGAGUGAAUCAGAGGAUGAUACUUUUGGUAGCAUUAACCCUGCACAGGAUGAAUGUAAAGAAAAAAUUAACAGUGAAGAUGCUGAUAGUAACAGUUUAACAGAAAUUAAACCUGAUCUUGACGAGAAAGACAAUGUUGUGCAAGAUCUUAACAUUACAUCUGAUCAGAAUCAAGAACACACAGGGUUACGGCGAACUCGAGGUAGGAAACCUAUCACAUCUUUAAUGCUGCCUAUGAGAUCAAGCAGAGUUAAGCGAUUGCACAGUUGUUAUGGCAAAGACUUUGUUAUUCAGCCAAUAAGAAGAGGGCGUCGCUCUGGUCUGAAGUCUGUUGAAAUUAAAACAGAAAAACAAGUUCCUGAGAAUAAGGGUGAAGAAGAUAAAGAUGACACAGAUACAGACUGUGAAACCCGUCAGAAAGAAGGGUUAGAAUAUACAUGUGCAAAAUGCAGUUUUGAAACACUGGAUUUGCUUGAAAUGAGAAUACAUCGGGAAAGUGAGCAUGGGCAGAGACCCAAAACAUACUCGUGUAACUGCUGUUCAUUUGUUACAAAGAGAAAAAAGCAGUACAAAGAGCAUAUGGCUUUUCAUCUUCAUUCCAAAUUAAUAUGUAGCUUUUGUGAUUUUAAAGCAGAUACCGAAGACACUUUUCACCUUCAUCUUGACAAGCACACAGGACCCACACCAUAUUUUUGUAGACUUUGUGAGGCCAAAUUUAAGUCGACCACUCAGCUGAACGUGCAUAUGCAGAAACACAGAGAAGACAAACCCUACGUGUGCGAACUUUGUUCUGCAUCUUUUAGAUGGAAGCAUGCCCUGAAAAACCAUAUGAUCACUCACAAAGCAACCAAAGAUCACCUGUGUGAUAUUUGCGGAUUUGCCACGGCCCACAAGAGUCAACUGAAGGCGCAUCAUCUGAUACACACAGGAGAGACGUUUAAGUGUGAUGAACUGGGCUGCAAGUUCCAGGCUACGAAAAAACAGAACUUAAAAUACCACAUGUUGACUCACACGCACGAAAAACCUCACCAGUGUGAGGUGUGUGGACAGAGUUUCUCGUUGGUCAAGAAUAUGAAGAGGCACAUGUUACUGCACAUGGAAACUCGACCAUACAACUGUGGGGUGUGUACGUUCUCGUCAACGCGUUACGAUAAGCUCAAAGAACAUUUACUGAAACAGCAUGGAAUUGGAGAGGUGCCUGGCAGAAAGCGCAAAAUUACAGACUACAGUAAUCUGAAAGAACAGGCGAAUGGCGAGGAGUUGCCAAUAAUGGAGAUUGUGUCCGAGGAAACUCUACGGACGGCUGCGACAAUUGCAAACAUCAACAUUGUCGAUGCUCAACAGGGAGACACGCAGUUUGUGACGAGUGACGGAAUUCCAAUUAUUACACAAGUUCAGUAUGCUGAAGUCAGUGAUGAGAGUGGAUUGAUUUCUUAUGUAAAUGUAGCUUCUGUGGAAUAGACAGGGAACAUACUUGGAGAUUUCUGAAGGUUCUUUGAAAUAACUUGAAUUCAUUGUUUGAAGAACUUUAUUCAUUUUCAAAAUGGUAAUAAAGUGUAGUACUGCUAUGCAGUACUUAGCAGAUUA
Messenger RNA from Gigantopelta aegis, 2191 nucleotides. Its product is annotated as zinc finger protein 235-like. Gene Ontology annotation, molecular function: protein binding. The record is from RefSeq and is a predicted model, not a curated record. Bases 5 to 2065 code for a protein of 686 amino acids. The transcript has a single exon. NCBI's taxonomy places the organism in Eukaryota, Metazoa, Mollusca, Gastropoda, Neomphalida, Peltospiridae. Gene Ontology annotation, biological process: regulation of cytokine production; regulation of immune system process; negative regulation of transcription by RNA polymerase II.